CGCGUCGCGGGAUCGGUGGUGAAACAAAAAGGCAUAUGAGUGUAGACAUGAGUUAACAACAAUUACAGAAGAAUUUAACUCAUUUUCCUACUCGAAGUCCUCCAUUUUCUACAGUAAAUUCGAAAAGCUUGAGGGAACAGAAAUGGUGUCGUACGUGAGCUUGUUGCUGUACGGAGUGGGAGGAAUAGUGGUGGCGGGGAUGGCAAUACUGGUCGCCUUUCAGGAAAAACUUGUAUAUGUUCCGGUCUUACCUGGACUCACUAAGGCAUAUCCAAUUACUCCCGCUCGACUUCGACUCCUUUACGAAGAUGUUUGGCUCAGAUCUUCAGACGGUGUUCGUCUUCAUGCUUGGUUCAUCAAACUCUUCCCUGACUGCAAAGGUCCAACUAUCAUCUUUUUUCAAGAGAAUGCAGGAAAUAUUGCACACCGUCUUGAAAUGGUUCGCAUAAUGUUACAACGUUUGCAAUGCAAUGUUUUUAUGCUUUCCUAUCGAGGUUACGGAGCCAGUGAUGGAUACCCUUCUCAGCAUGGGAUCACAAAGGAUGCUCAGGCUGCACUGGAUCAUUUAGUUCAGAGGACCGAUAUUGACACAUCAAGAAUAGUAGUCUUUGGAAGGUCACUUGGAGGAGCUGUUGGUACUGUUCUUACCAAAAACAAUCCUGACAAGGUUGCUGGGCUCAUUUUGGAGAAUACUUUCACCUCUAUCCUGGAUAUGGCAGGAGUUCUCUUGCCAUUCUUGAAGUGGGUCAUUGGUGGCAGUGGCUCAAAGGGUUUCAAACUUCUUAACUUUGUUGUUCGAUCUCCAUGGAACACCAUUGAUGUCAUUGGUGAGAUCAGGCAACCAAUCCUCUUCCUAUCUGGAUUACAAGAUGAGAUGGUUCCACCAUUCCACAUGCAGAUGUUGUAUGCAAAGGCAGCUGCACGCAACAGGCAAUGCUUAUUUGUGGAAUUUCCUAGUGGGAUGCACAUGGAUACCUGGUUGGCAGGUGGUGAUCAUUAUUGGAGGACAAUUCAGAAAUAUUUGGAAGAAACUGUCCCAGUGAAGAAGGAUGAUGAAUCAAAGAAGGAUUCGGAACUGUCCUCUAAGCAAAAGGUAUCUUCAGAUUUUGUUGCAAGCUGAAAUGUUGAGUUUCAGGCAGUUCAGAUGUAACUUUGGAUUCGAGGAUUCAAAUACGUUUCUUUUGAUAUUGCAGUGAUGAAGAGCAGUUUGUGAUAUCAAAGGAAUGGAAGUGCAUCCUUUCAAAUAUUUAUUCUUCUGAGGAUAUUUUUUGGUGUCCUAUUUUCAGAAGGGAAAAAGAUGUGAAGGUCUUCAUUUAUACUGCAUCUCACUAACAAUACUUGGGGUGUCGAAAUAUAGGUCCAGCUGAGUCGUGUUGUAUGAAUAAGGAUUCAAACGUUUUGAUUGUAUGCCAAACGUAGAAUGGCAACUCUCUACCAGAGAGUGAUGACAGGCGGAAGACAUUCUUUCGUGUGAAUGGCUUACUCUUUAUUUUGGUGUGAUGAUUUUUCUUAUAAUUUGUGAACUUUCAAUCUAUGUAUUCAAACUUUCCUUA
Molecule: messenger RNA, 1553 nt
Organism: Solanum stenotomum
Lineage: Eukaryota; Viridiplantae; Streptophyta; Magnoliopsida; Solanales; Solanaceae
Product: alpha/beta hydrolase domain-containing protein WAV2
Exons: 8
Coding region: 143-1120 (325 amino acids)
Biological process (GO): proteolysis
Cellular component (GO): membrane
Molecular function (GO): serine-type peptidase activity; palmitoyl-(protein) hydrolase activity
Source: RefSeq, a predicted model, not a curated record